Molecule: messenger RNA, 3910 nt
Organism: Morus notabilis
Lineage: Eukaryota; Viridiplantae; Streptophyta; Magnoliopsida; Rosales; Moraceae
Exons: 29
Coding region: 446-3469 (1007 amino acids)
Source: RefSeq, a predicted model, not a curated record
AGAACUCACCAACUUAUUUCAAUCAGCGCUUCAGAAAAAAAAAAAAAUGUUUUCAAAAGGUAUCUGCACCGGCAAGGAAGAAAGUCUCCGUGGAGCGCGGAGGCUUCACCACCGGUGGAAACCAUUGUGUCCGUACCUGUAAUCGAAGACCAUUGGUUCGAGAUCCGACAACACGAAUGACAAAUACGACGUCGUUCCACGUCCGAGACGAGACGUGGCCAUUCCACGCUGACUUCUCUCAUCGACCACCGUCGUCUCUCUCUCUCUCUGCCCCAUUGUCAAUGGCCCUAUCAAACAGACACAAAACAACACGCACCGUUCCAACACUAACGUCACAUUUACACCUCCAUUUCCUCUAAACCCUUAGUCCCGCGAUCUCCUCUCUCCAUCUCCAUCCUAAAUUCCGUUCCUUUUCCUCCGAUUUCCCUGUUUAGCUGCCGGGAAAAUGUCGUGGCUGAGGUCCGCCGUGAACAAAGCGGUUGAGGUUGGGAACAAGAACAAUCUCUCUCGGACCGUCAAGAACUACGCCGACUCCGUCGUCCAUCACGCCGGCCAAGCCGUCGCCGGUGGCGCCAAAAUCCUUCAGGAUCGAAUAGGUGCUAGGAAUUUCAGAAGUGCCAAGCAGACUAUAAAACGAUUAGAAGAAGCAGCUGUCUCUUGCAGGGGCAGUGAAAGAACUCUGUUACUGAAAAGGUGGUUGAUUGCACUUAAAGACACUGAAAAGUUGUCUCAUGAUAGCUCUGAGGACAAAGAAAACACACUCAAUGAACAUACUGCUUCUGAUGAUUCGAAGGAAAGUCCAAGAAGACCAUCCAUGGCUUCGUAUUAUGACUCUGAUGUGGGGGGUGAACCAAUGAAUUUUCGAGAUGUCUUCCUUCAAAGUCAAGCUCUGGAGGGCAUAGCAUUGUCUAUGAUUCUUGAAGCCCCAAAUGAGGAAGAAGUUUCCCUUCUUUCGGUGAUGUUUGGGCUUUGUCUUACUGGUGGAAAGGAAGUUCAUAAUGCAGUAGUUAGCAGUAUACAGGAUCUGGCAAAAGCUUUUUCCAGUUAUGAAGAUGAAGUAUUGGUGAAGCGGGAGGAAUUACUUCAAUUUGCACAAGGGGCCAUUACUGGGCUGAAGAUUAAUGCUGAUAUUGGGAGAAUAGAUGCUGAAGCAUCUAGUCUAAAGAAAAAGCUCGAUGGGAUGACAGCUUCCCAGAAGUCUUCUGAAGUUCAUGACAACGGGCCAGAAGGAACAACACCAGAAACUAUAGAGUCGUUGAAAGAAGCACUUGCACAAAUUCGAGCUUGUUCAAGAUUGGAAGGGCUUCUACUAGAGAAGAAAUUUCUCAACAACGGAGACUCACCGGAGAUCCAUGCUCAAAAGGUUGAUAAAUUGAAAGUCUUAUCAGAAUCUCUUGCUAACUCGUCUGUGAAAGCUGAAAAGCGUAUUUCAGAUCACAGAUCCCAAAAAGAGGAGGCACUUAAAGUUCGUGUUGCCAAAGCAAGUGAAGCAAGUGAAAAAGAGAAGGUAAAUUGGCCCAGCGUAUCAGGACCUCUGGGUCUGGGCGUCCCCCGAGUUCUCGCCGCCGCACUCCAAGAAGGGCAGUUGGGUGCUAGGAAUUUCAGAAGUGCCAAGCAGACUAUAAAACGAUUAGAAGAAGCAGCUGUCUCUUGCAGGGGCAGUGAAAGAACUCUGUUACUGAAAAGGUGGUUGAUUGCACUUAAAGACACUGAAAAGUUGUCUCAUGAUAGCUCUGAGGACAAAGAAAACACACUCAAUGAACAUACUGCUUCUGAUGAUUCGAAGGAAAGUCCAAGAAGACCAUCCAUGGCUUCGUAUUAUGACUCUGAUGUGGGGGGUGAACCAAUGAAUUUUCGAGAUGUCUUCCUUCAAAGUCAAGCUCUGGAGGGCAUAGCAUUGUCUAUGAUUCUUGAAGCCCCAAAUGAGGAAGAAGUUUCCCUUCUUUCGGUGAUGUUUGGGCUUUGUCUUACUGGUGGAAAGGAAGUUCAUAAUGCAGUAGUUAGCAGUAUACAGGAUCUGGCAAAAGCUUUUUCCAGUUAUGAAGAUGAAGUAUUGGUGAAGCGGGAGGAAUUACUUCAAUUUGCACAAGGGGCCAUUACUGGGCUGAAGAUUAAUGCUGAUAUUGGGAGAAUAGAUGCUGAAGCAUCUAGUCUAAAGAAAAAGCUCGAUGGGAUGACAGCUUCCCAGAAGUCUUCUGAAGUUCAUGACAACGGGCCAGAAGGAACAACACCAGAAACUAUAGAGUCGUUGAAAGAAGCACUUGCACAAAUUCGAGCUUGUUCAAGAUUGGAAGGGCUUCUACUAGAGAAGAAAUUUCUCAACAACGGAGACUCACCGGAGAUCCAUGCUCAAAAGGUUGAUAAAUUGAAAGUCUUAUCAGAAUCUCUUGCUAACUCGUCUGUGAAAGCUGAAAAGCGUAUUUCAGAUCACAGAUCCCAAAAAGAGGAGGCACUUAAAGUUCGUGUUGCCAAAGCAAGUGAAGCAAGUGAAAAAGAGAAGGAAUUAGCAUCUGAGAUUGCGGAGCUUGAAAAACAGAGAGACGACCUUGAAGCUCAGUUGAAAAAGGUUAAUAUCUCCUUGGCUGCAGCUAACGCCCGACUUCGCAAUGCCAGGGAAGAGAGAGACCAGUUUGAUGAGGCAAACAAUCAGAUUGUUGAACACUUGAAAAUGAAGGAAGAUGAGCUAUCAAAAUCUGUUGCCUCAUGUAGAAUAGAAGCAGAUGUUCUAAAUACAUGGCUUAAUUUUUUGGAAGAUACCUGGGUUCUGCAAUGCUCAUAUGCAGAAAUGAAGGAGAAGCAGGUCAAUGAUGAAUUGGAGAGGCAUGAGGACUAUUAUGUGAAAUUGGUCAUUCAUCUUCUCUCUGCUUACAAGAAAGAGUUUGGGCCGUCUAUAAGCCGUAUUGGAAAAUUUGUGGAGAAUCUAAAGAAAUUGAGUGAUGGGCCAGAGACUGCUUCCGGUGCAGAAAAGGACGAUUCUGGAUUACUAAACCCAAGGAAACAUCUUGAGGAGGAAUAUUUGGACUAUGAAGCCAAGAUUAUUACCACCCUUAGUGUUGUGGAUAACAUGAAAGAACAAUUUUAUGCUCAACAAUCCAAAAUUUCCAGGAAAGGUGAUCAAAAGGUUAAGGAGCUGUUUGAUGACAUAGAGAAGUUAAGAGGGGAAUUUGAAUCUGUUGAGAGACCAAAUCUUGAAAUGGAGAAUCCACCCCCAAAAGAAGAAGCUCCAUCUACUGAAACGAUCAAAAGUGGUCCACCAGAACCUCGAAACAAGGAUGCAGGGGCACAUAAAGCCGAGACAGAUGAGCAUCCAAAAUCACCUGUAGCCAAGGCAGAUCAAGUGUUAGACCCUGCAGCAGAACUAGCAAAGCUCGAGUCGGAGUUUGGUAAGGUGGGUCAAGACUACUCGGCUGAGGAGAUUGGUGACUGGGAGUUUGAUGAGCUUGAAAGGGAAUUAAGAUCCGGGGAUUAAAUAUCACCAAAUAUGUCGAUUGGCCAUCUAGCCAGCCCUUGUUCAAAUAUAAUAAACAAACUUGCAUAUAUUUAUGAGUAUGAUAUAGCCGUAUAGAUCUGUAUCUGACCUCCCAAAAGCUGCGUGUCAAACUCUUUUAUGUAACUAGUUAACAACUUGGAUUAUCAAUUGGUUCAUUCUUCUGUAAAUUCUAGAACACGUUUGUUGUUGUAAUAUGGGAUUUGACGAAACAAAUGAAUUAAAGGUAUUCGGAUGCGAAUGUUGAACUUAAAACAGUUUCUUGGACCACUUUGGCAUUAAGAGUUAAGUGGUUAAUGAUGUGAUUUGGGUAGAAAUGUGGCUUCAAUUGCUUCCCACACCGGUAAUGGAGAUUGGGGUUACCCACCUGAUGUAUGUAAUAAGACGUUUGAUUCACACACACUAAGAAAUGAGGGAACUUUG